Messenger RNA from Austrofundulus limnaeus, 2006 nucleotides. It is a transcript of the gene got1, whose product is annotated as glutamic-oxaloacetic transaminase 1, soluble. Bases 183 to 1415 code for a protein of 410 amino acids. Gene Ontology annotation, cellular component: cytosol. The transcript is spliced from 9 exons. Gene Ontology annotation, molecular function: L-aspartate:2-oxoglutarate transaminase activity; pyridoxal phosphate binding. Lineage: Eukaryota; Metazoa; Chordata; Actinopteri; Cyprinodontiformes; Rivulidae. The record is from RefSeq and is a predicted model, not a curated record. Gene Ontology annotation, biological process: L-aspartate biosynthetic process.
CCAUUGGUUAUAAAAUCUGUCAGUCAAAUGACUGAGGCGUUUAUUGGUCAUAAGCAGGACGUGUCUGAAAUGGUGAAUUCCUAUUGGUUUUUCUGCCCACACCCACCACACUGCGUCCAAACCCAAGGUGAAAGUCAAAGGAAGCAAGCCGGUYAACACAACAGCCGCCAUUACAAGAAGUCAUGUCGGUGUUUUCUGAAGUCUCUCAAGCAGCUCCUGUAGCUGUAUUCAAGCUAACACAGGACUUCGUUAACGACCAGUAUCCUAACAAGGUGAACCUGGGAGUUGGAGCCUACAGAACAGAUGAAGGCAAACCUUGGGUUUUGCCCGUAGUGAAAAAGGUGGAGAAGAUCAUCGUGAAUGAUGACAGGCUAAACCACGAGUACCUGCCCAUCCUGGGCCUGCCUGAGUUCAGAUCCUCAGCCUCUAAGAUYGCGCUGGGAGACGACAGUCCUGCCAUCCAAGAGGACAGGGUGGGGGCUGUCCAGUGUCUUGGCGGUACUGGCGCUUUGAAGAUAGGUGCAGAAUUUCUUAGGCGAUUCUACAACGGGACAAACAACACAAAAACACCCAUCUAUGUUUCUGCACCUACUUGGGAAAAUCACAAUGGUGUGUUCAGCAGCGCCGGCUUCGAGGACGUUCGUCCCUACAAGUAUUGGGAUGCAGAGAAUAGAGGUCUUGAUUUGGCGGGUUUUAUUGGAGACCUGGAGAGCUGUCCAGAGCGCUCAGUGUUCAUCCUACACGCUUGUGCCCACAAUCCAACUGGAACCGACCCCACACAGGAGCAAUGGAAGCAAAUCGCUGAGGUCAUGAAGAGGAGAAAGCUGUUUGCGUUCUUUGACUCGGCCUAUCAGGGCUUUGCCUCAGGCAAUCUUGAUAAAGAUGCCUGGGCGGUUCGCUACUUUGUCUCCAUGGGCUUCGAAUUAUUUUGUGCUCAGUCAUUCUCCAAGAACUUCGGCCUCUACAAUGAGCGUGUAGGCAACCUUACGGUCGUUGCUCAUGAUGCUGACAAACUCAAGAAAGUCCUCUCCCAGAUGGAGAAGAUCGUCAGAAUCACCUGGUCCAACCCGCCGUCUCAGGGAGCUCGCAUCGUCGCUAUCACGCUCAACUCGCCGGAGCUCUUCGCUGAAUGGAAGGAAAAUGUAAAAACUAUGGCUGAGAGAGUUUUACUGAUGAGGGAUCAGCUGAAAGCCAAGCUUCAAGCACUGGGUACACCGGGGACCUGGAACCACAUCACGGACCAGAUUGGCAUGUUCAGCUUCACGGGGCUCAACACCAAACAAGUGGAAUUUAUGAUCAAAGAGAAACACAUCUAUUUAUUGGCCAGUGGUCGCAUCAACAUGUGCGGUUUGACCAGCAAGAACAUCGACUACGUGGCCGAGUCCAUCCACGAGGCCGUCACCACGGUGCAUUAGAAGAACACACAGCACUUCCUGCUGCUCGGCUCAGGAGACGCUGAUGUUUAACUGCGGGUUUUAUUGAUCAGUUACUUCCACUCCUACACAGACGGCUCACUUGCACUGUUGACUCUGGCUUUCCAUGUUAAACAAGAUAAAGUACGCACUGCAAGAUGCUGAUUUUCAAAUAGUCGUUCACUUUUGUUUACCAUAAAUGCUCAAAUUGGAUGUUUUUUUUCUUCUUUUUGUCACACAUUGUGCGCUUUAAAGUUCUUUUUAUUCACGUGUGUGUAUCUCAGGUGUAAGCAUUGGUCCCACCAAAACUUUAAUUUAAUUUAAGAAUCAAAUGUUUUUAGUACUUUAGCCUAUUCAAUGAAUUACUGCUCACUGUUAUUGCUGUAUCAAAUAUGUACACAUUAUCUUGUAUAUAUCAAAUUCUUCCUGCAUGUUUAUGCUGACCGUCUGUAACACUGGUACACUUACGUAAGACUGUUGUUACAGAAACAUUAAUAAUCAACCAGCUUGUUAUCGUGUCUGUUUGAGCAGCAAUAAAACAGAAUAUUAAACAACUUUAUUGAAGCUGAAAAUAAAGAUGAACGAACUAUGAAA